CACAUCCCUUUCGCUUUUAAAGUUAUAAGCAAGGGUCAACAUCCUGUUUCUGGAAACAGCUGAGGAGAGCUUAGAAGUCCCUCACCAACACAGAGAAGUUUUGAUCACACAAUCAUAAUUCACCAACUAAAACUACAGAGGAAGAUUUUUUGUAAUGUCUGUUAAUUAUUCAGAUGGUUUGUCUCAAUAUGAUCACAAAGGACGUUGUGGUUUGCCAGAAAAGCAUGACUCUACUGAAGAAGUCCAAGAAAAAGUUCGCCAAUUAGCUGAAUGGGUGAAAGCCAGCAGUCACUUUGUGGUACACACUGGAGCUGGCAUUAGUACAGCAGCUGGCAUUCCUGACUUCAGAGGACCAAAAGGUGUUUGGACGUUAGAACAAAGAGGUGAAAAGCCCAAUGUUAGUGUAACGUUUGAUAACGCUCGCCCUACCCGCACCCACAUGGCUUUGGUUGCCUUGGAAAAAACUGGUUAUGUCAAGUAUGUGGUCAGUCAGAAUGUCGAUGGUCUUCAGAUACGUUCAGGAUUUCCUCGAAAUCGGCUGUCUGAACUACAUGGCAACAUGUUUGUGGAAGAAUGCGACAAAUGUGGAACUCAGUACAUAAGGAGUACUGCUGUACCUACAAUGGGCCUCAAGCUAACAGGGAACUCGUGUCUGAAAACUAAAGCAAGGGGAAAUGUAUGUCGAGGCAUGGCAAGGGACACGAUAUUGGACUGGGAAGAUGCCUUACCAGAGAGAGAUAUGGACUUGGGAGAUCUGAAUUCAAGGAAAGCAGAUGUUAGCCUGUGCCUGGGGACAUCCUUGCAGAUUAUUCCUAGUGGAAACUUACCGCUACUGACACGCAAAAAACAUGGCAAACUUAUUAUCGUCAAUCUGCAGCCUACCAAACAUGAUCGUCAUGCAGACUUGCGAAUAAAUACUUAUGUUGAUGACGUCAUGACACAAUUAUGUCAAAUUCUUGGAGUGGAAAUUCCAGAAUAUGAAGAACCUGUCAUCAACCUAGGAUCAAUUCACACUGUUAAAGGAGAAAAGAAACUGAAUGUUUUGAUUAGAGAUGAAGUGUCAAAGUCAGAAAAUGUGAAAAUAGAAUUAAAAACCAAAAGUACAGAAAAGUGUUCCAAAAAAGACACGAAAAUUCACAUUAAAUGCAAUACUGGUAAAGACAGCCAUGAUCUAGGGAAUUUAGACAACAAAAAGGAUUUUGAUUUAGAAAUGAAAUCAACAAGUAUCACUGAUUGGAAUGAUCAGAACAAACCUGAGGUUCUGUCCGGAUCUCCAGAUAACAAAGCUAAUCUCGCUCUCUCAGUAGGUACAUGUGCGAAGGAUUCAGAAUCUCUGUCUCACCUUCUCCCCAGCACAGAUAUUGUAGGCAGUAACACAAACUGUAAACAGGAGACAAAUUCCCGAUCAGAGGACGUUACAACAGACCAGCAACUCGUGACAGAUCCCUCCAGGGAUCUAGAUGCCCCAACAAAAAAAUGUAGGAAGCUCGAUAGCAGAUGAUUAAUUUUAUCCUGAAAAAAUAUGUCAAAAUAUACGUAUUUUUGUAUCAUGAACUCUGAUCACUUUGCUUGUCAUUUUCUUUUUUCAGUAAAAAAAAAAUGUACUUUUAUUAAAAGUGAAAUAGAUAACGAGGGUGAGAAAAUGUUUGGAUGUCAUUUUCUUACUUCAGAAAAAAAAUUGUACUUUUAUUAAUAGUGAAAUAGAUAACGAGGGUGAGAAAAUGUUGGGGUGUCAUUUUCUUAUUUUCAGAAAAAAAUAUGUACUGUUAUUAAUAGUGAAAUAGAUACGAGGGUGAGAAAAUGUUGGGGUGUCAUUUUCUUAUUAUCAGAAAAAAAUAUGUACUUUUAUUAAUAGUGAAAUAGAUAACGAGGGUGAGAAAAUGUUGGGAAAGAAUUAAUAAAGACUGCCUCAAA
Molecule: messenger RNA, 1914 nt
Organism: Mizuhopecten yessoensis (Yesso scallop)
Lineage: Eukaryota; Metazoa; Mollusca; Bivalvia; Pectinida; Pectinidae
Product: NAD-dependent protein deacetylase sirtuin-6-like
Exons: 7
Coding region: 155-1501 (448 amino acids)
Molecular function (GO): NAD+ binding
Source: RefSeq, a predicted model, not a curated record